This is a messenger RNA of Parnassius mnemosyne (clouded apollo), 12165 nucleotides long. The record is from the annotation of a GenBank genome assembly. NCBI's taxonomy places the organism in Eukaryota, Metazoa, Arthropoda, Insecta, Lepidoptera, Papilionidae.
AUGAUCGGAGUCAGAUCCAAUACAUUUAAUGAUAACUCUGGAGAACCAGAACAAGAUGCUAAUUCCGCCUUGACAGAGUUGGAUAAAGGUUUACGAUCUGGAAAAGUAGGUGAACAAUGUGAAGCAAUCGUUCGUUUCCCUCGUUUGUUCGAAAAAUAUCCAUUUCCUAUUCUUAUUAAUUCAUCCUUUUUGAAAUUAGCGGAUGUUUUUCGUAUGGGUAACAACUUUUUAAGACUUUGGGUUUUGCGUGUCUGCCAACAAAGCGAGAAGCAUUUAGACAAGAUUCUAAACGUAGAUGAGUUUUUACGGAGAGUUUUUAGUGUCCUACAUUCAAAUGACCCUGUAGCAAGAGCUUUGGCACUUCGGACCUUGGGUGCUGUAGCUGGUAUUAUCCCUGAGAGACAAAAUGUACACCACGCGAUACGAAGAGGACUUGAGAGCCAUGAUAACGUCGAGGUUGAUGCUGCAAUAUACGCAACAACAAGAUUUGCAGCUCAUUCAAAUGCCUUUGCAGUAUCAAUGUGCAACAAACUGUCCGAUAUGGUAGAAUGUGAGAGUACAGCAGCAGAGAGAAGAGCAAAGCUUGUUAGAGCCCUAAGAACUGUACAUGGAGGCGCUGUGAGAGCUCAAGGUGUCCUAAAGUUGCUACGCUCUUUGCUAGAGAAGUUUCCUUCAUCAAGUUCUGUUAGGGCAGCAAUUACAGCUCUGACAGCUAUUGCUGCUGACACUGUUGUGCAUGUGCCUGAUCAGGUGGAAGUUCUACUAAGCAUAGCUAUGAAAGAUGCCCGUUCAGCAGUAAGGAGAGCUGCUCUUCUGGGUCUCAAGAAGUUGGCAGAGCACGCUGCUUUGUGGCCUGCUGAAUGUAUCCAGCAUUUAGUGCGGGCCGCAAGUGACAGUCAGGAUGCGGAGCAUACUAUGCUAUGCUUACAAGUAAUGCAGAUGCUAGUGCGGUGCGGGGCGGUGUGCGCGGGGGUGGGCGCGGGCACGCUACGCAGCUACUGCUUCGACGCCACGCUCAGCGCAGACCUGCGCCACGCAGCCACCGCAGCGGACGUCCUCACCCGCGUCGUCGUGCACUGCUACGAGGAGAGUCUUCCAGUUGAAGGCGCUGAUUUAAUGCUAGCUUUGGAAUCCCUGGUCAUUGCCACUGGUCAAGCCUCGGGUCACAUAAAACCCCUACGGAUUGCUUUACGCUGUUUGGUGCAACUGAGUACCGCGGAGCCGAGCUUAUACGCAGAGCGCACAGCGGGCACCUUGGGCCGUCAGCUGGAGGCGGCUGCGCGAAGCGGGACGAGCGGAGCGCGCGUGGCCGCGCUGCUGGAGGCGCUGGCGGCGCUGGGCGGCGCGCCCGCCUGCACGCGUAGCCUGCCGCCCGCCCUGCCCGCCCUGCACGCGCUGCUCGCCCGCAGGUACUGCAGUCCGCCCGCGCUGCACGCGCAGCCUGCCGCCCGCCCUGCCCGCCCUGCACGCGCUGCUCGCCCGCAGGUACUGCAGUCCGCCCGCGCUGCACGCGCAGCCUGCCGCCCGCCCUGCCCGCCCUGCACGCGCUGCUCGCCCGCAGGUACUGCAGUCCGCCCGCGCUGCACGCGCAGCCUGCCGCCCGCCCUGCCCGCCCUGCACGCGCUGCUCGCCCGCAGGUACUGCAGUCCGCCCGCGCUGCACGCGCAGCCUGCCGCCCGCCCUGCCCGCCCUGCACGCGCUGCUCGCCCGCAGGUACUGCAGUCCGCCCGCGCUGCACGCGCAGCCUGCCGCCCGCCCUGCCCGCCCUGCACGCGCUGCUCGCCCGCAGGUACUGCAGUCCGCCCGCGCUGCACGCGCAGCCUGCCGCCCGCCCUGCCCGCCCUGCACGCGCUGCUCGCCCGCAGGUACUGCAGUCCGCCCGCGCUGCACGCGCAGCCUGCCGCCCGCCCUGCCCGCCCUGCACGCGCUGCUCGCCCGCAGGUACUGCAGUCCGCCCGCGCUGCACGCGCAGCCUGCCGCCCGCCCUGCCCGCCCUGCACGCGCUGCUCGCCCGCAGGUACUGCAGUCCGCCCGCGCUGCACGCGCAGCCUGCCGCCCGCCCUGCCCGCCCUGCACGCGCUGCUCGCCCGCAGGUACUGCAGUCCGCCCGCGCUGCACGCGCAGCCUGCCGCCCGCCCUGCCCGCCCUGCACGCGCUGCUCGCCCGCAGGUACUGCAGUCCGCCCGCGCUGCACGCGCAGCCUGCCGCCCGCCCUGCCCGCCCUGCACGCGCUGCUCGCCCGCAGGUACUGCAGUCCGCCCGCGCUGCACGCGCAGCCUGCCGCCCGCCCUGCCCGCCCUGCACGCGCUGCUCGCCCGCAGGUACUGCAGUCCGCCCGCGCUGCACGCGCAGCCUGCCGCCCGCCCUGCCCGCCCUGCACGCGCUGCUCGCCCGCAGGUACUGCAGUCCGCCCGCGCUGCACGCGCAGCCUGCCGCCCGCCCUGCCCGCCCUGCACGCGCUGCUCGCCCGCAGGUACUGCAGUCCGCCCGCGCUGCACGCGCAGCCUGCCGCCCGCCCUGCCCGCCCUGCACGCGCUGCUCGCCCGCAGGUACUGCAGUCCGCCCGCGCUGCACGCGCAGCCUGCCGCCCGCCCUGCCCGCCCUGCACGCGCUGCUCGCCCGCAGGUACUGCAGUCCGCCCGCGCUGCACGCGCAGCCUGCCGCCCGCCCUGCCCGCCCUGCACGCGCUGCUCGCCCGCAGGUACUGCAGUCCGCCCGCGCUGCACGCGCAGCCUGCCGCCCGCCCUGCCCGCCCUGCACGCGCUGCUCGCCCGCAGGUACUGCAGUCCGCCCGCGCUGCACGCGCAGCCUGCCGCCCGCCCUGCCCGCCCUGCACGCGCUGCUCGCCCGCAGGUACUGCAGUCCGCCCGCGCUGCACGCGCAGCCUGCCGCCCGCCCUGCCCGCCCUGCACGCGCUGCUCGCCCGCAGGUACUGCAGUCCGCCCGCGCUGCACGCGCAGCCUGCCGCCCGCCCUGCCCGCCCUGCACGCGCUGCUCGCCCGCAGGUACUGCAGUCCGCCCGCGCUGCACGCGCAGCCUGCCGCCCGCCCUGCCCGCCCUGCACGCGCUGCUCGCCCGCAGGUACUGCAGUCCGCCCGCGCUGCACGCGCAGCCUGCCGCCCGCCCUGCCCGCCCUGCACGCGCUGCUCGCCCGCAGGUACUGCAGUCCGCCCGCGCUGCACGCGCAGCCUGCCGCCCGCCCUGCCCGCCCUGCACGCGCUGCUCGCCCGCAGGUACUGCAGUCCGCCCGCGCUGCACGCGCAGCCUGCCGCCCGCCCUGCCCGCCCUGCACGCGCUGCUCGCCCGCAGGUACUGCAGUCCGCCCGCGCUGCACGCGCAGCCUGCCGCCCGCCCUGCCCGCCCUGCACGCGCUGCUCGCCCGCAGGUACUGCAGUCCGCCCGCGCUGCACGCGCAGCCUGCCGCCCGCCCUGCCCGCCCUGCACGCGCUGCUCGCCCGCAGGUACUGCAGUCCGCCCGCGCUGCACGCGCAGCCUGCCGCCCGCCCUGCCCGCCCUGCACGCGCUGCUCGCCCGCAGGUACUGCAGUCCGCCCGCGCUGCACGCGCAGCCUGCCGCCCGCCCUGCCCGCCCUGCACGCGCUGCUCGCCCGCAGGUACUGCAGUCCGCCCGCGCUGCACGCGCAGCCUGCCGCCCGCCCUGCCCGCCCUGCACGCGCUGCUCGCCCGCAGGUACUGCAGUCCGCCCGCGCUGCACGCGCAGCCUGCCGCCCGCCCUGCCCGCCCUGCACGCGCUGCUCGCCCGCAGGUACUGCAGUCCGCCCGCGCUGCACGCGCAGCCUGCCGCCCGCCCUGCCCGCCCUGCACGCGCUGCUCGCCCGCAGGUACUGCAGUCCGCCCGCGCUGCACGCGCAGCCUGCCGCCCGCCCUGCCCGCCCUGCACGCGCUGCUCGCCCGCAGGUACUGCAGUCCGCCCGCGCUGCACGCGCAGCCUGCCGCCCGCCCUGCCCGCCCUGCACGCGCUGCUCGCCCGCAGGUACUGCAGUCCGCCCGCGCUGCACGCGCAGCCUGCCGCCCGCCCUGCCCGCCCUGCACGCGCUGCUCGCCCGCAGGUACUGCAGUCCGCCCGCGCUGCACGCGCAGCCUGCCGCCCGCCCUGCCCGCCCUGCACGCGCUGCUCGCCCGCAGGUACUGCAGUCCGCCCCCCCUGCACGCGCAGCCUGCCGCCCGCCCUGCCCGCCCUGCACGCGCUGCUCGCCCGCAGGUACUGCAGUCCGCCCCCCCUGCACGCGCAGCCUGCCGCCCGCCCUGCCCGCCCUGCACGCGCUGCUCGCCCGCAGGUACUGCAGUCCGCCCCCCCUGCACGCGCAGCCUGCCGCCCGCCCUGCCCGCCCUGCACGCGCUGCUCGCCCGCAGGUACUGCAGUCCGCCCCCCCUGCACGCGCAGCCUGCCGCCCGCCCUGCCCGCCCUGCACGCGCUGCUCGCCCGCAGGUACUGCAGUCCGCCCCCCCUGCACGCGCAGCCUGCCGCCCGCCCUGCCCGCCCUGCACGCGCUGCUCGCCCGCAGGUACUGCAGUCCGCCCCCCCUGCACGCGCAGCCUGCCGCCCGCCCUGCCCGCCCUGCACGCGCUGCUCGCCCGCAGGUACUGCAGUCCGCCCCCCCUGCACGCGCAGCCUGCCGCCCGCCCUGCCCGCCCUGCACGCGCUGCUCGCCCGCAGGUACUGCAGUCCGCCCCCCCUGCACGCGCAGCCUGCCGCCCGCCCUGCCCGCCCUGCACGCGCUGCUCGCCCGCAGGUACUGCAGUCCGCCCCCCCUGCACGCGCAGCCUGCCGCCCGCCCUGCCCGCCCUGCACGCGCUGCUCGCCCGCAGGAACAUAACAUCAGAAGAUAGUUCCGAUGACGGUACGACUCUAGUUCUUCUUUGCACGGUGCUUUUUCAAGAACGCGCGGCAGCAAAACUAAACUUUCGCAUAAACAACUCCUGGGAAGACCAGAUACUACAGUCUGUGAAUGAUGCCGAUGGCUGGACUCGGUACAGAGUCGCUAGAGCUGCGCUCAGGUACGGCCAUCACAACUUGGCCGCAAACAUCUUAAAGCGUUUAUCUGAAGAAGCUCCAAGCGAAGCAGCACAACGCUGGCUCACUGCACUGUACCGCGCUGCUUCUGCGGACGCUAGAUUACUAGAAGAAGGCAUAUCGGGCGUGGAGGUGUGCAGCGGGCUGUGGGAGGCGUGCGGGGACGCGGGCGGCGCCGGCGGUGGGGCGGGCGGCGCGUGCGCGGCGGGCUGCGGCGGCUGCGGCGCCUGCACGCCGCUCGCCGCCGCCUGGAUGAGCGCGCGCGCCGCAGCGCUCGCCGCGCUCGCGCAGACCGCCGCCGCCGCGCGCGCGCUCUGCACGCAGCCGCCGCCCGCCGUCGCGCAGGUCAGUGUUCCGUGUCGCAGUGUGCACGCCGCACGUGCGCAGUGUGCACGCCGCACGUGCGCAGUGUGCACGCCGCACGUGCGCAGUGUGCACGCCGCACGUGCGCAGUGUGCACGCCGCACGUGCGCAGUGUGCACGCCGCACGCCGCUCGCCGCCGCCUGGAUGAGCGCGCGCGCCGCAGCGCUCGCCGCGCUCGCGCAGACCGCCGCCGCCGCGCGCGCGCUCUGCACGCAGCCGCCGCCCGCCGUCGCGCAGUGUGCACGCCGCACGUGCGCAGUGUGCACGCCGCACGUGCGCAGUGUGCACGCCGCACGCCGCUCGCCGCCGCCUGGAUGAGCGCGCGCGCCGCAGCGCUCGCCGCGCUCGCGCAGACCGCCGCCGCCGCGCGCGCGCUCUGCACGCAGCCGCCGCCCGCCGUCGCGCAGGUCAGUGUUCCGUGUCGCAGUGUGCACGCCGCACGUGCGCAGUGUGCACGCCGCACGUGCGCAGUGUGCACGCCGCACGUGCGCAGUGUGCACGCCGCACGUGCGCAGUGUGCACGCCGCACGUGCGCAGUGUGCACGCCGCACGCCGCUCGCCGCCGCCUGGAUGAGCGCGCGCGCCGCAGCGCUCGCCGCGCUCGCGCAGACCGCCGCCGCCGCGCGCGCGCUCUGCACGCAGCCGCCGCCCGCCGUCGCGCAGGUCAGUGUUCCGUGUCGCAGUGUGCACGCCGCACGUGCGCAGUGUGCACGCCGCACGUGCGCAGUGUGCACGCCGCACGUGCGCAGUGUGCACGCCGCACGCCGCUCGCCGCCGCCUGGAUGAGCGCGCGCGCCGCAGCGCUCGCCGCGCUCGCGCAGACCGCCGCCGCCGCGCGCGCGCUCUGCACGCAGCCGCCGCCCGCCGUCGCGCAGGUCAGUGUUCCGUGUCGCAGUGUGCACGCCGCACGUGCGCAGUGUGCACGCCGCACGUGCGCAGUGUGCACGCCGCACGCCGCUCGCCGCCGCCUGGAUGAGCGCGCGCGCCGCAGCGCUCGCCGCGCUCGCGCAGACCGCCGCCGCCGCGCGCGCGCUCUGCACGCAGCCGCCGCCCGCCGUCGCGCAGCGCGCGCGCCGCAGCGCUCGCCGCGCUCGCGCAGACCGCCGCCGCCGCGCGCGCGCUCUGCACGCAGCCGCCGCCCGCCGUCGCGCAGGUCAGUGUUCCGUGUCGCAGUGUGCACGCCGCACGUGCGCAGUGUGCACGCCGCACGUGCGCAGUGUGCACGCCGCACGCCGCUCGCCGCCGCCUGGAUGAGCGCGCGCGCCGCAGCGCUCGCCGCGCUCGCGCAGACCGCCGCCGCCGCGCGCGCGCUCUGCACGCAGCCGCCGCCCGCCGUCGCGCAGGUCAGUGUUCCGUGUCGCAGUGUGCACGCCGCACGUGCGCAGUGUGCACGCCGCACGCCGCUCGCCGCCGCCUGGAUGAGCGCGCGCGCCGCAGCGCUCGCCGCGCUCGCGCAGACCGCCGCCGCCGCGCGCGCGCUCUGCACGCAGCCGCCGCCCGCCGUCGCGCAGUGUGCACGCCGCACGCCGCUCGCCGCCGCCUGGAUGAGCGCGCGCGCCGCAGCGCUCGCCGCGCUCGCGCAGACCGCCGCCGCCGCGCGCGCGCUCUGCACGCAGCCGCCGCCCGCCGUCGCGCAGUGUGCACGCCGCACGCCGCUCGCCGCCGCCUGGAUGAGCGCGCGCGCCGCAGCGCUCGCCGCGCUCGCGCAGACCGCCGCCGCCGCGCGCGCGCUCUGCACGCAGCCGCCGCCCGCCGUCGCGCAGGUCAGUGUUCCGUGUCGCAGUGUGCACGCCGCACGUGCGCAGUGUGCACGCCGCACGCCGCUCGCCGCCGCCUGGAUGAGCGCGCGCGCCGCAGCGCUCGCCGCGCUCGCGCAGACCGCCGCCGCCGCGCGCGCGCUCUGCACGCAGCCGCCGCCCGCCGUCGCGCAGUGUGCACGCCGCACGCCGCUCGCCGCCGCCUGGAUGAGCGCGCGCGCCGCAGCGCUCGCCGCGCUCGCGCAGACCGCCGCCGCCGCGCGCGCGCUCUGCACGCAGCCGCCGCCCGCCGUCGCGCAGUGUGCACGCCGCACGCCGCUCGCCGCCGCCUGGAUGAGCGCGCGCGCCGCAGCGCUCGCCGCGCUCGCGCAGACCGCCGCCGCCGCGCGCGCGCUCUGCACGCAGCCGCCGCCCGCCGUCGCGCAGUGUGCACGCCGCACGCCGCUCGCCGCCGCCUGGAUGAGCGCGCGCGCCGCAGCGCUCGCCGCGCUCGCGCAGACCGCCGCCGCCGCGCGCGCGCUCUGCACGCAGCCGCCGCCCGCCGUCGCGCAGUGUGCACGCCGCACGCCGCUCGCCGCCGCCUGGAUGAGCGCGCGCGCCGCAGCGCUCGCCGCGCUCGCGCAGACCGCCGCCGCCGCGCGCGCGCUCUGCACGCAGCCGCCGCCCGCCGUCGCGCAGGUCAGUGUUCCGUGUCGCAGUGUGCACGCCGCACGUGCGCAGUGUGCACGCCGCACGUGCGCAGUGUGCACGCCGCACGCCGCUCGCCGCCGCCUGGAUGAGCGCGCGCGCCGCAGCGCUCGCCGCGCUCGCGCAGACCGCCGCCGCCGCGCGCGCGCUCUGCACGCAGCCGCCGCCCGCCGUCGCGCAGGUCAGUGUUCCGUGUCGCAGUGUGCACGCCGCACGUGCGCAGUGUGCACGCCGCACGUGCGCAGUGUGCACGCCGCACGUGCGCAGUGUGCACGCCGCACGCCGCUCGCCGCCGCCUGGAUGAGCGCGCGCGCCGCAGCGCUCGCCGCGCUCGCGCAGACCGCCGCCGCCGCGCGCGCGCUCUGCACGCAGCCGCCGCCCGCCGUCGCGCAGGUCAGUGUUCCGUGUCGCAGUGUGCACGCCGCACGUGCGCAGUGUGCACGCCGCACGUGCGCAGUGUGCACGCCGCACGCCGCUCGCCGCCGCCUGGAUGAGCGCGCGCGCCGCAGCGCUCGCCGCGCUCGCGCAGACCGCCGCCGCCGCGCGCGCGCUCUGCACGCAGCCGCCGCCCGCCGUCGCGCAGGUCAGUGUUCCGUGUCGCAGUGUGCACGCCGCACGUGCGCAGUGUGCACGCCGCACGUGCGCAGUGUGCACGCCGCACGUGCGCAGUGUGCACGCCGCACGCCGCUCGCCGCCGCCUGGAUGAGCGCGCGCACUCUGCCCGCAGCUGCCACCCACCGUCGUAUAGGUCAGUGUGCAAGUGGCACGUGUCGCUCGCGAGUGUGCACUCGUGAUGCGGGUAAAUGUGCAUCUGUCCUGACGCAGAUAAAUGUACGUCCAUCACGUGCACAAGUGUACGUACAGGUACUAUGGGAUCGCAAUCGGAAGACAUAUGAUCUUGGCGAACAAAGCAGAAGAGCAUUGGUUAUUAUAUUCGCGGUGGUGUGCGUGCAGGCGGCGCGGUCUGCGUGCGGGCGCGUGGGCGCGGCGGCGGGCGCGCUGCGGCGUGCGGCGCGCGCGCUCGGCGGCGUGGCGAGCCGCUACGCGCACAUCGCACGCACCGCCUUCUACGCGGACCGCUCCACGCUGGCGCACUUCAACAUUUCGCAGCAUACAUUCGCACAGCUAGCUCAGUUGCUCGAACGCAUCACGUCCAAUCAACAGGAAAUGCCUGCGGAGUUAUUCUCUAAGGAGCUAAAAGCGACCACACUCGAAGAACUGAUAGCUCUUACACCUUCCGUAGAACUCUCCAAGAUAUCUACGAAACUUUUUGAUAAUCCUACUACUAAUCCUGGAAUCACCCAUAGACACAUGGAGGCGGUGCUGCUUGCGGUGAAGGUGUGCAGCGGCGGCGCCGUGUGGCCGCGCGGCGUGUGCGAGGCGCGAGGCGGCGCCGCGCUGUGCCGCGUGUCGCUGGCGCCGGGCUGGCGCGCGCCGGGCGCCGAGCACGCCGCCACGCUCCCGCUCGCGCACCGCCUCGCGCUGCGCCUCGAGGGCGUGGUGCUGCCGCCGCCGCGCAGGUACCGCACCGCACGUACAGUACAGUACAGUACAGUACGUACCGCGCCGCGCUGUGCCGCGUGUCGCUGGCGCCGGGCUGGCGCGCGCCGGGCGCCGAGCACGCCGCCACGCUCCCGCUCGCGCACCGCCUCGCGCUGCGCCUCGAGGGCGUGGUGCUGCCGCCGCCGCGCAGGUACCGCACCGCACGUACAGUACAGUACAGUACAGUACAGUACGUACCGCGCCGCGCUGUGCCGCGUGUCGCUGGCGCCGGGCUGGCGCGCGCCGGGCGCCGAGCACGCCGCCACGCUCCCGCUCGCGCACCGCCUCGCGCUGCGCCUCGAGGGCGUGGUGCUGCCGCCGCCGCGCAGGUACCGCACCGCACGUACAGUACAGUACAGUACAGUACAGUACGUACCGCGCCGCGCUGUGCCGCGUGUCGCUGGCGCCGGGCUGGCGCGCGCCGGGCGCCGAGCACGCCGCCACGCUCCCGCUCGCGCACCGCCUCGCGCUGCGCCUCGAGGGCGUGGUGCUGCCGCCGCCGCGCAGGUACCGCACCGCACGUACAGUACAGUACAGUACAGUACAGUACGUACCGCGCCGCGCUGUGCCGCGUGUCGCUGGCGCCGGGCUGGCGCGCGCCGGGCGCCGAGCACGCCGCCACGCUCCCGCUCGCGCACCGCCUCGCGCUGCGCCUCGAGGGCGUGGUGCUGCCGCCGCCGCGCAGGUACCGCACCGCACGUACAGUACAGUACAGUACAGUACAGUACGUACCGCGCCGCGCUGUGCCGCGUGUCGCUGGCGCCGGGCUGGCGCGCGCCGGGCGCCGAGCACGCCGCCACGCUCCCGCUCGCGCACCGCCUCGCGCUGCGCCUCGAGGGCGUGGUGCUGCCGCCGCCGCGCAGGUACCGCACCGCACGUACAGUACAGUACAGUACAGUACGUACCGCGCCGCGCUGUGCCGCGUGUCGCUGGCGCCGGGCUGGCGCGCGCCGGGCGCCGAGCACGCCGCCACGCUCCCGCUCGCGCACCGCCUCGCGCUGCGCCUCGAGGGCGUGGUGCUGCCGCCGCCGCGCAGGUACCGCACCGCACGUACAGUACAGUACAGUACAGUACAGUACGUACCGCGCCGCGCUGUGCCGCGUGUCGCUGGCGCCGGGCUGGCGCGCGCCGGGCGCCGAGCACGCCGCCACGCUCCCGCUCGCGCACCGCCUCGCGCUGCGCCUCGAGGGCGUGGUGCUGCCGCCGCCGCGCAGGUACCGCACCGCACGUACAGUACAGUACAGUACAGUACAGUACGUACCGCGCCGCGCUGUGCCGCGUGUCGCUGGCGCCGGGCUGGCGCGCGCCGGGCGCCGAGCACGCCGCCACGCUCCCGCUCGCGCACCGCCUCGCGCUGCGCCUCGAGGGCGUGGUGCUGCCGCCGCCGCGCAGGUACCGCACCGCACGUACAGUACAGUACAGUACAGUACAGUACGUACCGCGCCGCGCUGUGCCGCGUGUCGCUGGCGCCGGGCUGGCGCGCGCCGGGCGCCGAGCACGCCGCCACGCUCCCGCUCGCGCACCGCCUCGCGCUGCGCCUCGAGGGCGUGGUGCUGCCGCCGCCGCGCAGGUACCGCACCGCACGUACAGUACAGUACAGUACAGUACGUACCGCGCCGCGCUGUGCCGCGUGUCGCUGGCGCCGGGCUGGCGCGCGCCGGGCGCCGAGCACGCCGCCACGCUCCCGCUCGCGCACCGCCUCGCGCUGCGCCUCGAGGGCGUGGUGCUGCCGCCGCCGCGCAGGUACCGCACCGCACGUACAGUACAGUACAGUACAGUACGUACCGCGCCGCGCUGUGCCGCGUGUCGCUGGCGCCGGGCUGGCGCGCGCCGGGCGCCGAGCACGCCGCCACGCUCCCGCUCGCGCACCGCCUCGCGCUGCGCCUCGAGGGCGUGGUGCUGCCGCCGCCGCGCAGGUACCGCACCGCACGUACAGUACAGUACAGUACAGUACAGUACGUACCGCGCCGCGCUGUGCCGCGUGUCGCUGGCGCCGGGCUGGCGCGCGCCGGGCGCCGAGCACGCCGCCACGCUCCCGCUCGCGCACCGCCUCGCGCUGCGCCUCGAGGGCGUGGUGCUGCCGCCGCCGCGCAGGUACCGCACCGCACGUACAGUACAGUACAGUACAGUACAGUACGUACCGCGCCGCGCUGUGCCGCGUGUCGCUGGCGCCGGGCUGGCGCGCGCCGGGCGCCGAGCACGCCGCCACGCUCCCGCUCGCGCACCGCCUCGCGCUGCGCCUCGAGGGCGUGGUGCUGCCGCCGCCGCGCAGGUACCGCACCGCACGUACAGUACAGUACAGUACAGUACAGUACGUACCGCGCCGCGCUGUGCCGCGUGUCGCUGGCGCCGGGCUGGCGCGCGCCGGGCGCCGAGCACGCCGCCACGCUCCCGCUCGCGCACCGCCUCGCGCUGCGCCUCGAGGGCGUGGUGCUGCCGCCGCCGCGCAGUAAAAGGCAACCACCGCGGCAAGUGAAAGGAGUCCAAAUCACAGUUACGGUCACACCACAUCCACGAACUAACGAAAAGACGGUGGAGCUGGGCAGCGCGGCGGCGGUGCUGCGCGCGGUGCAGACGGUGGCGCCGCUGCGCGACUUCUUCUCGGCGCAGCAGCUGGUGGCCGUGCCCGCGCCCGGCCUCUACACCGUCGCCGUGGACGCCGCCUUCGUGGACCAGCAGGGCCAGCUCUGGAACACCGGCCCGCGCACCUCUAUCGUCAUCAAGGCACACGAGGAUCCCGGCAGUAAGGGCAACUCGCAGGCGUCCAGGAGCAGAUUUUAA